AUGCCUCUUACUUCGGAUCGUGAAAAACCGUCUGGAGGCUCCAGUGUGGCCACGACGUCAUUAACAGUGCGCCCUGGACAAAAGAAUGGCGCCAAGAUACCUAACGGGUCGAAGCAGCAGACUCUGAAACGCCGGGAAGCGCCCAGCGAUGGGAACAAACCAGGACCUGAAGGUAACAAGAACAAAAAGUGGAAGCAGAACAAGCAAAAUCAACAGCGCAAGCAGGGCAAAAAUCAUGAAAAUCCGUCGAAGGAUCAAAGCCUGCACAAAAAGCAAAAGCAGAACGCACCCAAAACCGCCAAGGGCCGCACAAAGGCCACCAACGAACCAAAAGAACAGAUACCGUCCUCCUUGCCGAAGAAACCAGUGCUUAAUUCAGUUCAGUCAACUCCAAAAACCCCAGCAGAAAAAGAUAGAACCCCAGCAGCCUCAACAGGCGAAGGAAUUACCUACAGGGAGUCGCCUGUGUUUGAACAUAUCCUUCAGGUUGGCGAAGGUACUUACGGAAAAGUCUACAAGGCCAAAAAUACAGACACGGGGCGUAUUAUCGCUUUAAAACGCCUUCGGCUCGACUCAGAACGUGAAGGAAUGCCGAUUACCGCUAUUCGUGAAAUCAAACUUCUCCAGUCGCUUCGCCACGACAAUAUCGUGUCCUUGUACGAGAUGGUAGUUUCAGGCAGACAUACUUACAUGGCAUUUGAGUAUCUGGAACACGAUCUUGCUGGUCUUUUACUCAACCCGGGACUCACAAUGACUCCUGCAAACAUCAAGUCCGUGUUCCUUCAACUAACCCACGCGUUGGCGUAUCUCCACCAUAAAAACAUUUUGCAUCGGGACAUUAAGGGAUCUAACAUAUUGGUUAGCCAAGAUGGACAGAUCAAACUGGCUGAUUUCGGGUUGGCACGACCUAUGAAUACCAUGAACCCAAAUACACAUUACACAAACCGGGUCAUCACAUUGUGGUACCGCCCGCCAGAGCUUUUGCUAGGAUCAACAAACUACGGCCCAGAAGUCGAUGUUUGGGGAAUCGGAUGCUUGCUGGUAGAGCUUUUUCUCAAAUCAGCUUUAUUCCAGGGAUCUACCGAGAUUUCUCAGCUCGACGAAAUCAUUAAUGUAAUGGGCAGUUUGGACCCUAAUGUCUGGCCAGAAGUCGUCAACUUGCCAUGGUACUACUUGUUGAACGAUGGAACACAGCGAAUAAAGCCAAGUAUCUUCGAUGCGGUCUUCACUAAUGUCACACCCGCGUGUUACGACCUUGCCUCCAAAAUGCUCGCACUAAACCCGACCCACAGAAUAUCUGCCCCAGACGCUUUAAAUCAUGAGUACUUCAAAGAAGACCCUCAGCCCGUAAACCUGUCUCUGGAGUCUACCGCUGAAUGGCAUGAUUUUGAGGCCAAGCGUCGCCGUAAACAAAAAAAAUCCGAGGCACAGGAGACACAGGAGACACAGCAAGCCCCUGUACAACAAUAA
This is a messenger RNA of Wickerhamiella sorbophila, 1470 nucleotides long. Its product is annotated as CTD kinase subunit alpha. Gene Ontology annotation, biological process: positive regulation of transcription elongation by RNA polymerase II; transcription elongation by RNA polymerase II; protein phosphorylation. The transcript has a single exon. The record is from RefSeq and is a predicted model, not a curated record. Gene Ontology annotation, molecular function: RNA polymerase II CTD heptapeptide repeat kinase activity; cyclin-dependent protein serine/threonine kinase activity; ATP binding. Gene Ontology annotation, cellular component: nucleus; cyclin/CDK positive transcription elongation factor complex. Lineage: Eukaryota; Fungi; Ascomycota; Dipodascomycetes; Dipodascales; Trichomonascaceae. Bases 1 to 1470 code for a protein of 489 amino acids.